AAAUUGAUGGAAUGGCAGUGUUAGUUGCACAACGAUUCCGACAACAACCAAAAAAAUAGUUUCUCUAUAAAAAUUUAAGUGUUUUUGUUAAAACAAAAGCCUCCCAGCACUGGGAGGCUUAAAAAUUUAAAUAGUUUGGAAUGAAAAAGUUUUAAAACCAUUAUUAACCAAAAGCAACAAAAAACAGUGUUUCGUUAUACAAAAUCAAUAGAACUGGUAAAACGUCAUCCUCAAAUUCAAUUGUCAGCUACACUCAACACAAAUACAGAACAUCGCCAAAAAAACCUCAACUCUGUGAAAGUCUUGUUAUUUGGUCGUCGACUCAAGAAAAUAUCGCUUUGGAAGAAAGCAGAAGCAAAAUUAAGUAAAACUUGCUGUUCUAAACAAAAAUUAAAUGGUUUCGUAUCCAAAUUACUGCUUUGGACUAAAACUGCGGCGUUAUUUGGAAAUUUCAAGAUUAUUUUGAACUUAAGAUGCCGUUUUCUACAAAGAUUCCGUUUGGCUGCCACAAAAUUAUUGAUUCUUCGGCUUCAAACUCUGUUAUGUCGAACAAUUUUAUUGUACCUGAGGACUCUUAUUGCGGCCUCUGCAGGCGGAAUCAUCCACUGCGAAAGUGUCGGCGAUUUCUGUCCAUGCCGUAUGACAUUAAACUCGAUUUUAUCGAAAGAGAACGGAUUUGCCGCAAUUGCCUGGGAACUACGCAUACGGUGAGAUACUGCCCUAGCAAGGAUUACUGCCACAAAUGCCAACGAAGUCACAAUACAAUACUCCACUACUCCGAUGAGGAUUCCCACAGUGUCCAGCUGGAAAUGACAGCAAUGGUGUAUUUGGCUGAAUUUACCAACGAAGAAGGUGUUCUCUGGAGAAUCCGUUUGGAUCCAAGUCAAGCAUAUUCCUCAAUUGCUGCGUGGUCGAUAUAUAAAAUUCGAACGCUAACAAAUUCCAAACUGUGUCCCGAAACAGUGCUCGUUUAUUUGUGGUCUCGAUUUGAUGGUGGGGAAAGACAUAAAAUCCAGGCCAAUCUUAAGGUUGUCGACCGGCCAAUGGAGAAGACACCAAAACUGCUGCUGAAGAGAGAUAACAUUUUGCGUCGAGUGAAUAAAAUCAGUGUAGCCGAUGUUCAUUUUUGGAAUCCUGAUUAUGCGCCCAUAACCUUGGGAUCCGAUCUGGCGACAAAUAUUUAUAUUGGGGCACCGAAAACAAAUCCCAUGCUGCCGAUGAGCCAGUGCAGCAUAUUUGGUUGGACAUUUUUUGGUCAUGUUAAAAAGGGGGAUAUUAAGGAGGAGAAAGAUAAAAAGAAGAAAAAAUAA
Messenger RNA from Musca domestica (house fly), 1310 nucleotides. RefSeq lists its product as uncharacterized. The record is from RefSeq and is a predicted model, not a curated record. The transcript is spliced from 2 exons. Lineage: Eukaryota; Metazoa; Arthropoda; Insecta; Diptera; Muscidae. Bases 474 to 1310 code for a protein of 278 amino acids.